Messenger RNA from Sander lucioperca (pikeperch), 1856 nucleotides. RefSeq names its product myelin-associated glycoprotein-like. The record is from RefSeq and is a predicted model, not a curated record. The transcript is spliced from 9 exons. Bases 127 to 1020 code for a protein of 297 amino acids. Lineage: Eukaryota; Metazoa; Chordata; Actinopteri; Perciformes; Percidae.
CUCUCACAGUGAGUAUUGCAUUUACGCAGAAUACAGGCAGUUUAAUUCUAGAACUUUGUAGCAUGUAGGCUCCCAGGUGCUAUAGAUAUUGCUGUAAAACUGAGUUCACUCACUGAGUUCAGGAUUAUGUCGGUUAACCUCAAAGUGUCUUUCUUGGAUCAGAUGAAGCUGUCAGGCCUGAUUGAUCUUAGUCUCAUAUUUAUCCUGGUCUCUAAUUCAAAAGGUCAAAACUGGACUGUUAGUGUCAACAAAAUGUUUAAUGAAACAUUGGGUUCAAACGUGACCAUACCAUGUUCCUUUACCUAUCCAUUCAAACACCACACUGAAAAGGUUCAAGUUUACUGGAAAAAGCUUGGGGAAAGAAAUACCCUUAAUACCUUCGACAAAGACCGAAAUGCAUUUGUUUUUCACCCAAAUGACACAUUUGUGCUUGAGAAGUACAGAGGAAAGACCAAACUCACUGGAAAUAAAGCCAAAGGUGACUGCACCCUCAAGAUCUUUAAUGUCUCGGAGUAUGAGCCAAAUAUCUAUGUGAGAGUUAUUGCAAAGGACAAUUACAGUUUCACGGCUGAUAUUGUCACCAUUUAUGUGUCUGCGCCAGGUGAUAAACCAAUCAGUCUUAAGCCAGAACCAUUACCCAACUUUGAAACAACAACAAACAUGGCAGUUUUCUCCACAGUGGGUACGACCAGGGAGGCUUCACUGUAUACGGCUAUCUUUGUUCCAGUCGCUGCACUUCUGAUCAUUAUUGUUGUCGCUGCAAUCGUCGUUUGCAUAAAAAAAAGAAGGUCACAAUCUUUUACCAGGGAGGAAUCUGGAUAUUAUGCAAAUGUUAGCCGAGCAUCAUCAAACCAAGCCAAAAGAGAAGCAUCUUGCGUAACACAAGACAACAAUAAACUUUCUGAACUGAAGGCCAUUGAUGAACCUGUCUACAUCAACAUUGAGGCCAUACCAGGUCAGAUGGAUCGAAGUAUGGAACACACAGACAAUAUAUAUGGAAACGUGGAUUAUGAAAAAUAGCAGAAAAGCUGCAUCACAAAAAGAGAACAAACGAAUAAGAACUUAAAAUCAAGCAAUGGGGGCUUAUAUUUCAAAAGAGAAAUAAAAAAGGUAGAGCUGGGAGUCAAACUUACCUGCUCCAUGGCCCAUAUUAAAGGCUAGCAAUGUCCCCAUGUAGCUGUGAGCAUAACAAUGUCAUUUUUUUUAAUCUAAGCCUAUUGCCUUACCUUACAUGACAUAGGAUCCUCUGGUUGUUUUUUAUUGUUUAUAUGUUGCAGUACAAUCGACCCUGAGGCUCAGAGCUGUUAGCCUGCCAAUGUUAGUGCUGAACUGCACCACUGAUUGAUGCAGGAAAUGAUACCAAGCAUUUAGCACAUCUGUUUAUCAAGUUGUUUGUAACAUCUCCUGACUGGAGUUUUGUUUUUUGUGUGGAAUCGAUUCAUGUUAACUUCUAUGUACAACUUCAACAAACUUUGGGUUCAGUGGAAUGACACAUUACGUUUUCUAGUCUUUCUCAACAUGUUUGCCAAUUCACUUCUGUGCUGGAGCUGAAACUUCUCUUUUCUUUUCUGAUUCAGUUUUCUAUUUAGACAUUAAGUUAUUACUUGUGAUGUGACAUUAAAUGUAAGGACUGCACCAAACAAUACAUGGAGCUCAUUGCUUGUCCACAGCGAUCUACAUAGCCUACUUUUCUUCUGCAGCACUGUGGUCUAUAAAACUGAACUAAUAGCAGCCAACUGUUAUUCUUGGUUCCUGAUGUAAAGCACGUUGGAUACCUGCUGGUUGCUGUAAAGUGCUAUAAAAAUAAAUAUUGAUUGAACUGGAUAAACAAAUAAAGAGGAUGUUAUUGAAACUGU